This is a messenger RNA of Bufo bufo (common toad), 3048 nucleotides long. It is a transcript of the gene CTDSPL2, whose product is annotated as CTD small phosphatase like 2. The coding region runs from base 209 to 1615 and encodes 468 amino acids. Gene Ontology annotation, molecular function: phosphoprotein phosphatase activity. Lineage: Eukaryota; Metazoa; Chordata; Amphibia; Anura; Bufonidae. The transcript is spliced from 13 exons. The record is from RefSeq and is a predicted model, not a curated record.
GUCCGCGCAUGCGCACUGCGUUGUAUCCGGGUCCUGCGUUCCCUCGGUCGGCGGGAAAUGGCGCCCGGGAUUUAGCUGCCGCCGUCCGGAGAUACGGAGGACACGGACACCGGGGAAGACAAAAAGAAUACAGCAACAGCCAGUGAUUUCACCGCUUAUCACCCGGAGCCCACCGGGGCACUCCAGCUUUUAUGUGGCGCUCUUAAAGAUGAGGCUAAGGACGCGGAAGGGGUCUCCGCGCAGCAGUCACGGUCCUGCCGGGCGCACUGCACGUACUAAGAGGAAGCACUCAGAAGAAGAGGAGGAGGAGGAGAGCUCUCCUCUUGCAGAAAAGUUGUCUAAACCAGACACCGGUCUGCUGUCCACCAUAAAGAACUUCAUCAAAGGCAGCACAACAAAGGAGGAUCGAGAGAACCCUGCAAAGAGGAGCAGGGUGGAGCGUGACCUCGAUAACAACCUCAUCACCUCAACUCCACGUACCGGUGACAAGCCAAGCAAGCCCAUUGCACGCGUCCGGCGGAAAAGUCAAGUGAAUGGAGAAGUUGCCGGCUACGAGGUGACCCCUCAACAUCUGAAACAAAAUGGAAAGCUGGAGGAUGCAUCUCUUCCAACCAGCCCACCCAGGACCACAUUGCUGGGGACCAUUUUUUCUCCUGUCUUCAACUUUUUCUCACCAGCAAACAAAAAUGGCACGUCUGGGUCAGACUCUCCAGGACAAGCGGUGGAAGCUGAGGAGAUAGUGAAACAAUUGGAAAUGGAGCAGGUGGAUGAAAUCAGCACCAGCACCACCACAUCCACUAAUGGAACGCCCUACCCCAGUCAGGGUACACCUGUCCGUUCAGCAGCCAAUAGCUGGCUAGAGACCAGCGAGGAUACUCCUGAGCGGGAUAUCCCAACGUUAACAGCUCCAGUGUCCCCAGACAGUGGUUACUCCUCUGCACAUGCUGAAGCAGCAUAUGAAGAAGACUGGGAGGUGUUUGACCCAUACUAUUUCAUUAAACAUGUACCACCCCUGACUGAAGAGCAACUGAACAGGAAGCCAGCUCUCCCCUUAAAGACCAGGAGUACACCAGAGUUCUCCCUUGUCCUGGACUUGGAUGAGACACUGGUUCACUGCAGCCUCAAUGAGCUGGAGGAUGCUGCCCUGACGUUUCCGGUGCUGUUCCAAGAUGUCAUUUACCAGGUUUAUGUGCGGUUAAGACCUUUCUUUCGUGAGUUCUUAGAACGUAUGUCCCAGAUUUAUGAGAUAAUCCUUUUCACGGCCUCAAAGAAAGUCUAUGCAGACAAAUUACUGAAUAUUUUGGAUCCCAAAAAGCGACUGGUCAGACACAGACUUUUCCGAGAGCACUGUGUGUGUGUCCAAGGCAAUUACAUUAAAGACCUGAACAUCCUGGGGAGGGAUCUUUCUAAAACAAUCAUCAUUGAUAACUCACCACAAGCCUUUGCAUACCAGCUUUCAAACGGGAUUCCCAUUGAGAGUUGGUUUAUGGAUAAAAAUGACAAGGAGCUGCUGAAGCUUGUCCCUUUCCUGGAGAAGCUUGUAGAACUGAAUGAGGAUGUGCGGCCUCACAUCAGAGACAGAUUUCGCUUACACGACUGUUUGCCGCCAGAUUAGAAGGACAUCAAGCACCUGCAGGAUUCCCUAACUACCGGGGGGCGGCAGCUUUCAGAUGCCUGCAGGGGAGCAAAAGCUGCAAAACCACAGGACUGAAGCAUACAUGUACACAACCAUUUGCCAUAACUGCUGAAGGCAUUUCUUUACUUUGCUGUCCAAAAAAAAAAUAUAUAAAAAAAGAAAAAAAAAAUUAUAUAUGGGGAAAAAAAGGAACGGUUUCACAGUGACGUGUUGUGACUGGUUUGGUGGCACAUCACUGGGCAGCUUGGCCUCCUCCCAGGAAUUGUUAUGUCUCCAAGAGAAACCCCGCUGUCUGUGAGCUGCAGAUUGCAUCCUAUCCGCUGUUGAAUAGUUUGUCCGUGUCAGCAGGAACGGAGAGAUUUUUUUUCUUUCUUUUUCCCCCCUCAGUUUUAGCCUCCUACACAGUGAUCCUUCUUAGUGUAGAUUAUUCGUUAUCCAUUCCUUGCAUUUCAGUCGGUUUUAGUAGCCAAAUUUUACCUUUUUAUUUUUGUAUAAUAUGUUUGGCUGUUCCUAUUCUCUGCUUGCAUAAUGUGUUUUUUUUUUGUUUGUUUUUUUUCUAGGUAAAAUUAAAUUCUUAAAGUUCAAUCCAUGUAAGCUCCAUUUAGAAAUACAUAUAUCUUUUAUAUUUUAUCUGUAAUCCAUUCUAGUACUUUUUAAAAAACAUAAAGCUUUUAAAAAGCAAAGUAGAGAGAGUGGGAAUAUUGUACAGAAGUGUGGUGCCUGCGUACAGUACAGGGGGGAGGGGAUGUAUUUCCUGUGACUAGGCCAGGAUUGUGUUUUUACAUACUUUCCUCUCUGUACAUGCAGAUCCAAACACCCAUUACACACCUAUAAAUAUAUAUAUAUUUCCGCUCACACAUGUAUACACACGGCCUCUCCCUCCUAUACGUAUCCAUCCACAGCUCUGGUACUGAUGCAGCUAAUUUGAAUGGUGGGUAUUUUUGUAUGAGGUGCUCUGUCCUGCAGGGAAGACGUACAGAAGGAGGUGUCGUGGGUGCAAGGUUGCUUGCUGUUCUGGUGGGUGCCCUAUGUUUCAGUGGUGCACUCACUUCCUAAAAAAAAGAAGAGAAGGCACUUUUUUUUCCAUUUUCUUUUUCUUUUCUUUUCUUCCUCCUUUUCUAAAAUAAAAAGAGGUUUGUAUUUUGUAAGCUUGUUCAGAGAGUACAGUAUUGGAAGUUAAAGCUCUACAGAGGAGGCUGUUCAUCCUUUUUGUUUCUAUGUAUAUUACCUGUUUAACUGUAUGCCAUUUUAUUGUAUAAAUUUACACAUGGAUUCAUUUUCAAGUCACUCCUUAAAGUAAGGAGUUUUUUUAGUAAGUUUUUAGGAAAACAUUUAAUUUUUGUAUUUUUGAUUUUAAAGAAAAAGCAUGAGUUCUGUCAUAUUUUCAGUGUAUUAAUGAAGAUUUUAACCUU